AUGGCGCUGGAUACUUCAAAUCUUGCUAUCAUUGGUGGAAUAGGUCUUCUUUCGAUUGUGGUAUUCAUUUUAUUUAAGAAGAAAGGUCAACCAGGAAAUACUGCGGAAAGCAAACGAAAAAAUGUUAUUAUUUCCUUGAAAAAUCCCGAUAUUAAAUACGCAUUUCCAUUGGUUUACAAAGAGAAUAUUUCACAUGACACACGUCUUUUUCGUUUUCAACUUCCAUCAGUCAAACACGUACUUGGUUUACCUAUCGGACAACAUGUCUAUUUAACAGCUCACAUUAAUGGUGAACUAGUGAAACGACCAUACACUCCAACAACAUCCGAUGAUAAUCAAGGUUAUUUUGAUCUUGUUGUUAAGGUUUAUCCAAAUGGCAAAAUGACACAGUAUCUUGAGAAACUUUCACUCAAUCAAACGAUUGAUGUUAGUGGUCCAUCGGGUAAUCUUAUUUACAAAGAUAAUGGUAUGUUUGACAUUCGUCCACGCAAACCUGAUCCAUUUGUAAGUCGACGUAUUCGUCGUCUUGGUCUCAUCGCUGGUGGAUCAGGUAUAACGCCAAUGUAUCAGAUUUUAAAUGAAAUUUUGAAAGAACAAAAGGCUCUUCUUCCUGGUGAACGUAUUGAUAUAAAACUUUGGCUUUUGUUUGCUAAUCAAACAGAAGACGAUAUUUUAUUACGCGAACAACUAGAACUAUUAGCGGCAUCAAAUUCUGAUCGAUUUAAACUUUGGUAUACGAUUGAUCGUCCCGGUGAUGAUUGGAAGUAUUCAAAAGGUUUCAUCAAUGAAGAGAUGUUAAAAGAACAUAUGCCACCACCCGGUGAUGAUGUUUUAAUCUGUAUUUGUGGUCCACCACCAAUGAUUAAAUUUGCAUGUGUACCCAACUUGGAGAAGUUGGGUUUCACGGAUAGCAUGAGAUACACUUUUUAA
Messenger RNA from Adineta ricciae, 930 nucleotides. The record is from the annotation of a GenBank genome assembly. Lineage: Eukaryota; Metazoa; Rotifera; Eurotatoria; Adinetida; Adinetidae.